GUUGGCAGCAGUGACCAGAAUAAAAACAGCAACACCAGACUCAGAGUGGGUGGGGGGGAAAGCAGAGUCGUCUCCCCUCUUGUAAUGACACAGCGUCUCCCCCGUAUCUUUUUACCUUUCUCGCUCUACUUGUCCGCUCUUUGAGACCUCGGGGAAGAGGUAAUUAGCUGGGAGAGAAUAAAACCAGCUGAUCGGGAGAGGGGUGGUGCAUUCUGGAGAGAGAUGGCUAACAGAAACGCUCUCUUGCUCGUCUGUGGAGUCGUCCUCCUAGCGUUGAUUCAGUCCUCUCUUCAAGGAGGUGUGUAUGUGCCACCUGGUACUGGAUAUAGACCAGGCGCUCCUUUGCCAGGGACUGGAUAUUUUCCAGGGUCAGCUGGAGGUGGUCCUGCAGGCUAUAAACCAGCAAAACCUGGAGCACUAGGAGGUUAUGGCGGUGGAGGCCGAGGUGCUGGGACCGGCGGUUUGGUACCAGGAGGAGUCGGAACGGGCGGCCUUAGCUACGGAGGCCUGCCAGCAGGGCAAGGAGGAAAGCCUCCAAAACCAGGUUAUGGAAAUCUAGGAACUGGGAUCGGUGGUUAUGGAGGAUACGGUGGCGGUACCGGAGGGUUUUACCCGUCACAGAAAGCUGCUGCCAAAGCAGGUGCUGGAGCAGGAGUGGGACCCGGAGGUGCUGGAACUGGACCCUCUGUGCCCGGUGGAGCACCUGUUAUUCCUCAGACGGGCCUUCCAGGAGGAGCCGGUGGUGCAGCAGGAAAGAAAGCUGCCAAAGUGCCAGGUGUGGGUGUCCCUGGACUUUACCAAGGAGGAAUUGUACCAGGAACUGGGUUUGGUGGCCGUGGAGUUCUGCCUGGGGUCGCUACUGGAACAAACCUAAAUCCCAAAUCAAUUGGAGGACAACAGGGAGGCCAAGUCCCAGGAACCAGAGGGUUUGGUGGGCCAAUGCAGCCCGGUGUAUUUCAUGGUUACCCCCUCAAAUCUCCCAAAGCACAAGGGGGCUAUGGUGCUAAGCCUGGAGGUGGCAAAGUUCCCUAUGGUUACGGGGGUUAUGGCGUUGGUGGAGCUGGACUUCCAGGAGGAAAAGCUGGUCCUGGAUCAAAACCUGGCUAUCCUGUCGGAACUGGAGUGGGGCCUGGAGGCAUCUUACCUUCUCAAUCUAAAGCUGCUAAAUAUGGUGCUGGCGUCGGAGGCGUCGGUGGUGUUAGAGGCGUCGGUGGCGUCGGAGGCGUUGGUGGACUAUAUCCAGGGCAGGUGCCAGGAGGAUAUGGACCUGGGUCCAAGGCUGCUAAAUAUGGAGUACCAGGAGGAGUACCAGGAGGAGUACCGGGAGGAGUACCGGGAGGAGUACCGGGAGGAGUACCGGGAGGAGUACCGGGAGGAGUACCGGGAGGUGCACCAAUUGGAGUACCAGGGGGAGGUGGAUACCUCCAACCAGGAAAAGCUGCCAAAUAUGGACUAGGCGGAGUCGGGGCAACGGGAGUGGGAGGAAUUGGAGGAGUGGGAGGAAUUGGAGGAGUGGGAGGAAUAGGAGGAGUUGGAGGUGGAGGAUACUCUCCUGCAUCCAAGGCUGCUAAGUACGGCGUUGUACCAAGAGUUGGUGGAGGAGUCGGUGGUGCAGGCGUUCCUGGAACACAGUUUAUACCUGGAUAUGGAUCUUUGACAGCUGGUGCCAAACCUCCAAAAUACGCUCUUCAAACAGGCCUUGGAGGAGUAGGAGUCCCUGGUGGAGCAGGACAGGUGCUACCUGGCGGUGGCUAUGGUGGUUAUGGAGGCGGUGCAGGGGUCAAACCUCCAAAGUAUGGAGUUCCAGGAGGACUUGGAACAGGAUUUGGAUAUGCAGGACUGGGAGGAGCAGGAGGAGCAGGAGGAGCAGGAGGAGGGCCUUUUGUCCCAGCAGGGGGACAAUACUCUGCAGCAGCAAAAGCUGCCAAAUAUGGAGUUGCAACAGGAGGUGCUGGAACAGGAGUGGGAGCAGGAGGAACAUUAGGAGCCCAGGGAGCCGGACAAUAUUCUGCAGCAGCCAAAGCAGCUAAAUACGGAGUCACAGGUGGUGCUGGGACAGGACUGGGAACAGGAGGACUGGGAACAGGAGGACUGGGAACAGGAGCACUGGGAACAGGAGGACUGGGAACAGGAGUACAAGGAGGUGGACAGUACUCUGCUGCUGCAAAAGCUGCUAAAUAUGGUGGAACAGGACUGGUACCAGGAGUAGGAGGAGGUGGACUGGUACCAGGAGUAGGAGGAGGUGGACUGGUACCAGGAGUAGGAGGAGUACCAGGAGGUGGACAAUACUCUGCUGCUGCAAAAGCUGCUAAAUAUGGUGGUGCUGGGACAGGACUGGUACCAGGAGGAGUAGGAGGAACAGGACUGGUACCGGGAGGAGUGGGAGGAACAGGACUGGUACCGGGAGGAGUGGGAGGCACACAAGGAGGUGUCGGACCUGGUGCGACUCCGGACACGUCCGUCGGCGGCACUGCAAAUGGCUCCGUACCGGCCGUGAAACCAGGGAAGGAAGUAGGUGUUGGCGGAACGCCUCAGCCAGGGCCCACUCCUAUUGCUGCACUUAAUAAGGCCCCAGAGGUCCCACAGCCCAGCGUCUCAGGUGGAAUCAUACAGCCUGGCGUUGGCACAACUGGUGGACAAGUUCAACCCGGUGCUGGAGUCAAACCACCAAAGCCAUAUGUACCAGUUCCAGGUGCAGGUGGAUACGGGUAUCCGUAUGGAGUUCCUUACGGUACCGGUAUCGGCACCGUGCCUGGGCAGGGAGCAGGAACAGGAGUGAAAUAUCCAGUUGCAGGAGGCAGAGUAGGAAUCCCUCUGGCUGCAGGAGGCUACCAAAGUGGACAGGCGGGAGCUGGUGGUGGAGUCAAACCACCCAAACCAGGUUAUGGUAACCUUGGAGGAGGAGGAGUAUAUCAGCCAGGUGGUGCAGGGACCGGACUGGGACCUGGAGGAGCAUCAGUCGCACCAGGAGGUGGACAGUACUCUGCUGCUGCAAAAGCUGCUAAAUAUGGUGUUCAGUCAGGAGUUGGACCAGGAGGAGUUCAAACAGGUGUGGUUCCUGGUUAUAGUGGAGGAUACCCUCAGCAGUACUACCCAGGUCAAUAUGCGCCAGCCCCACUGACCCCGCAACAAGCCAAGGCAGCAAAGUAUGGUGCGCUGCAGGGCUUCCUUGGCGGAGGAGGCGGCGGAGGAGGCGGAGGCUUCUACAGAGGUGGCGCUGCAGGAUGCCAGGGUAAAUACUGUGGGAGGAGGAAGUAGAGGGUCUCCAGAUCCAGUGACCUCAAGAAACCAUGGUGCUACUGCAUGAUCUAGAAUGUACAUUUUAUAUGCAAACAAAGCCCGAUUAGACAACCUGUAUAGAUGUUUGUUGUUGCUUACUUGACUUUAAUGUCUGUUUUUCUACAAACCCACCGACCCAGAAUUUUGUACACGUUCUGUUGUGAACAUACGUUAUAGAUAGUGCCUCUAAAUAAUCAUGUAUGUGUUCCAGUUAAUCAGCUUUAACUCUUUGCACUCCGUCACAGGAGUUAGAAAUGCUUCGUGUCUUCGGUGAGUGUGUGUGUGUGUGUGUGUGUGUUUUUAUUGUGAUGAUCAGGCUGACCUUUGUGUUUUAAUCCCUAAAACAAGUGGACGAGUCUCACCCGUCCGAGCAGAACCCGUCGCCUCUCGGGGAGGGUUGGUUUGGUCAAAGCUCGCCCAAACGCUGAUCAGAUCUGUCCAAUCUGCUCCCCGCUCUUCCUCCGCUGCUAUUUUUAGCCGUGCCGAGUGUAAAGCGGUGGGAGCUUGCUCGGGCCAACCCAUCUGCUCUCUGAGAUUUUGCUGAUUCUUGUCGCUGUGCAGUGAAGUCUCCUCAGCACUUCCUGAUCUUCGAAGAGCAGAAAGCUGAAGGCAAUCGAAACGUCUUUUGAUGCUUUACAGGGAGAGAAAAGCAGCUGGCUAGAAGUAGAUGUCAGGCUGACAUGGACUUUAUGUGUGGUUGAAUGUUGUGUGUUGUCUCAUUUAUGUUUUUUUUUGUUUUGUUUUGUUGUUUUGUUUUUUUUUUGCCUGUUUAAUUGUUUGGACUCAUAGCUUUAUCGUUAUCAGGAAAACAUAAAA
Poecilia latipinna (sailfin molly) is the source of this 4095-nucleotide messenger RNA. RefSeq names its product elastin a (gene elna). Bases 223 to 3258 code for a protein of 1011 amino acids. The record is from RefSeq and is a predicted model, not a curated record. The transcript is spliced from 47 exons. Gene Ontology annotation, molecular function: extracellular matrix structural constituent. NCBI's taxonomy places the organism in Eukaryota, Metazoa, Chordata, Actinopteri, Cyprinodontiformes, Poeciliidae.